UGUGGGUGAUGGCUUACUCUUGUAUAUUUCAAUACGAUAAUGGUAUGACGUAGAUAAAUCCCUUUCUUCCAUCAAAAUUGAAACUUUUGUUCCCAAAUCGCUUAAUCGCUAAUCAUUCUCUUCAUCCCAUUCCAAUUCUCAGACCAAGCAACUCCGAUCCGAUUCUCUUCACAAUCGUAACAUAAACAACGCUUCCUCCCAGGUGUGAUAAAUUAAUUUGGGAAGUAGAUAGUAGUGAUUGAUUAGGAAGAUUGAAGAUGGGGGCAGUGAUGUCGAGAUUCUGGUUCAUGUUAUUCCCUGCAAAAGAGUAUAAGAUUGUUGUUGUUGGGUUGGAUAACGCGGGUAAAACUACAACCCUUUAUAAAUUGCAUCUUGGUGAGGUUGUUACUACCAACCCUACUGUUGGCAGUAAUGUGGAAGAGCUUGUUUACAAGAACAUACGAUUCGAGGUAUGGGAUCUUGGUGGACAAGAAAGACUCCGGACAUCAUGGGCAACGUAUUACCGAGGAACUCAUGCUGUAAUUGCAGUGAUAGACAGCAGUGAUAGAGCCAGAAUCUCUAUAAUGAAGGAUGAACUCUUUAGGUUGCUGAGUCAUGAAGAUUUGCAGCAUUCUGUCAUCCUUGUCUUUGCUAAUAAACAAGAUAUCAAAGAUGCUAUGACUCCUGCCGAGAUUACUGAUGCACUGUCUCUUCACAGCAUCAAGGAUCAUGAUUGGCACAUACAAGCUUGCAGUGCCCUCUCAGGAGACGGCCUUUAUGAUGGUCUGGGUUGGAUUGCCCAGCGAGUAACCGGCAAAGCAUGAGUUUGGGUUGCUGGAAACUAAGGAUAACAUUUAUUUUAAUGAACUGUAUUGUUGUGAUAAGGGACAAAAAUAUAUGUAUCAUUUAUAUUUCAAAGAAUCAAGCCAAGUUAGUGCGCCAGGAUGAAUUACUGUGCAGAAAAAGAUUAUUCAGUAAUCUAUUAAGUCACACACAUAUUCCCAAAUUGUUAUAGAAAGAAGUCUCUGUAGUCUGUGUACUGCAUUGCACCUUGGCCA
Messenger RNA from Vicia villosa (hairy vetch), 1037 nucleotides. RefSeq lists its product as uncharacterized. Bases 258 to 803 code for a protein of 181 amino acids. Gene Ontology annotation, cellular component: cytoplasm; trans-Golgi network. Gene Ontology annotation, molecular function: GTP binding; GTPase activity. Gene Ontology annotation, biological process: vesicle-mediated transport; protein localization to Golgi membrane; intracellular protein transport. Lineage: Eukaryota; Viridiplantae; Streptophyta; Magnoliopsida; Fabales; Fabaceae. The record is from RefSeq and is a predicted model, not a curated record. The transcript has 3 exons.